Messenger RNA from Wickerhamiella sorbophila, 1110 nucleotides. Its product is annotated as Mitochondrial carrier protein RIM2. Gene Ontology annotation, cellular component: mitochondrion. The record is from RefSeq and is a predicted model, not a curated record. Gene Ontology annotation, biological process: pyrimidine nucleotide import into mitochondrion. Gene Ontology annotation, molecular function: pyrimidine nucleotide transmembrane transporter activity. The transcript has a single exon. The coding region runs from base 1 to 1110 and encodes 369 amino acids. Lineage: Eukaryota; Fungi; Ascomycota; Dipodascomycetes; Dipodascales; Trichomonascaceae.
AUGGGAUCAGAUCGCAUUAGCCAUAUUGGUAAACCGCCGGUCAAGGAAUCGUUUACAAGCGAUGAGCAGGCAGCUGUGCAGCCAGUAGUGCAACAAGUUCCCCGGCAGACGAACUUCAAGGUCGACCGCGCCCCCGUGAACCCAUGGGUACACUUUGUUGCCGGAGGCCUGGGUGGCAUGGCCGGUGCCCUGUUCACUAGCCCGCUGGACGUGGUCAAAACCCGAAUGCAGAGCGACCAGCUCCAAAGUUUAUUAACCGAAUCAAGUCGCGGCUGGAAGGGUAAUGUUUUCCGAACAGCCAGCCGCCAUGUGACCGAGACUUUCCACAUCAUUGCUAAUAUUUAUCGCCAAGAGGGCCCUCGGGCUUUAUUUAAGGGACUGGGUCCGAAUUUGACCGGAGUUGUUCCGGCAAGAUCAAUCAACUUUUUCACUUAUGGCCUGGGAAAAGACUUCCUGACCACCCGGUUCGUAAAGCCUGGCGAGGAGCCCAGCUCGUGGAUCCAUCUAGCCGCGGCUGUCAAUGCCGGAAUUGUCACUUCCACAGCCACCAACCCAAUUUGGCUAGUCAAGACCCGCUUGCAACUAGACAGAUCGAGUGACGGCCGCCGUCUGUACAAAAACAGCUGGGACUGUGUCGUCAAGAUCUGGAAAAAUGAGGGGUUCACCGCUCUCUAUCGCGGUCUUUCUGCAUCCUACUUGGGAACUGCCGAAAGCUCUUUACAAUGGGUUCUUUACGAGCAGAUGAAAGCCUCGAUCACCCGCUACCAACGCCGCUUGGUCGAGCGGGGGUACGAGCUGAGUUCUUCUGAUAAGUUCUUGCACUGGUUCGCCACGUCUGGCGCGGCCGGCGCGGCAAAAUUCAUUGCUUCUCUCAUCACAUACCCCCACGAAGUGAUUAGAACCCGUCUGCGGCAGGCUCCCAUGGAGAAUGGCGCACCCAAGUACAAAGGCUUGGUUCACUGCUUCAAGCUGGUUGUCCGUGAAGAGGGUCUGGCAUCAAUGUAUGGUGGUCUUACUCCUCAUCUUUUGCGCACGGUUCCUAAUAGUAUUAUUAUGUUUGGCACCUGGGAUCUAAUUGUUCGCCUGGUGGCAUCUUACCAACAUGAUUGA